This is a messenger RNA of Durio zibethinus, 2419 nucleotides long. Its product is annotated as glucan endo-1,3-beta-glucosidase 7-like. The record is from RefSeq and is a predicted model, not a curated record. Gene Ontology annotation, biological process: carbohydrate metabolic process. Gene Ontology annotation, molecular function: hydrolase activity, hydrolyzing O-glycosyl compounds. NCBI's taxonomy places the organism in Eukaryota, Viridiplantae, Streptophyta, Magnoliopsida, Malvales, Malvaceae.
AGGUAGUUGCAAUGUCAAAUUUCCACUCAGAAUCGGACCCCGCUUUGAGUUUUCUAUACUAUUCCGAAAAGCCAAACUUUUUCCAAACCCACUUUCCUUCACCAUUUCUCUUGUUUUAAAUGUUUAUAAACUAAUACUACUUCUGCACUGCUGCUGCUAAAUUUGCCCCUUAAACAGUUACACAUCACAUCCCCUUCAAGUUUCAAACACUCAGCUUGAGCAAUAAGCAAUACUCACUGGUCAGAAAAACACUUCCACUUGAGUCACUUCACACACACACGCACACACUCUCUCUCUCUUCCCUUUAAUGGCAACUCUCUUCAUCUUACUCUCCCUCUCCCUCCUCCUUACCUCCCUUCACUUCUCAAGUUCAGAGACGUUUAUUGGAGUGAACUAUGGCCAAGUAGCAGACAACUUACCGCCGCCAUCAGCCACCGCAAAGCUUCUACAAUCCACGUCGAUAGAGAAGGUUAGGCUAUACGGAGCGGAUCCAGCCAUUAUCAAAGCUUUAGCUAACACUGGAAUUGGAAUCGUUAUUGGAGCUGCUAAUGGAGAUGUUCCUGCUUUGGCCUCGGAUCCUAAUUCAGCUGCUCAGUGGAUUAACUCGAAUGUUUUGCCCUUUUACCCUGCUAGCAACAUCAUCCUUAUAACUGUUGGCAAUGAGGUUUUGACUACAAAUGACCCGAACCUGAUAAACCAGCUUCUACCUGCAAUGCAAAAUAUCCAAAGUGCUCUUAGCGCGGCCUCACUCGGCGGAAAGAUCAAGGUUUCAACGGUUCAUUCAAUGGCGGUGUUGAGUCAGUCCGACCCACCAUCUUCCGGGUUGUUUAGCCCGAGUUAUCAAACGGCAUUGAAAGGCUUGCUUCAGUUCCAGAAGGACAACGGGUCCCCUUUUGCUAUUAAUCCAUACCCAUUUUUCGCUUAUCAAAGUGACUCAAGACCUGAAACGCUUGCCUUCUGCUUGUUUCAACCUAACGCGGGACGAGUUGACUCGGGAAACGGGAUCAAGUACAUGAACAUGUUUGAUGCUCAGGUUGAUGCAGUGCAUUCUGCCUUGAGCGCUAUGGGGUUCAAGGAUGUUGAGAUUAUGGUUGCUGAGACAGGAUGGCCGUAUAGCGGGGACAGUAAUGAAGUUGGACCUGGCAUCGAGAAUGCAAAAGCUUAUAAUGGGAAUUUGGUAGCACAUCUGAGAUCAAUGGUUGGAACUCCAUUGAUGCCAGGAAAAUCUGUGGAUACAUACCUCUUUGCACUUUAUGAUGAGGACAUGAAACCAGGCCCUGGUUCUGAACGGGCAUUUGGACUUUUCAGGCCUGACCUUUCAAUGACAUACGAUGCUGGGAUUUCAAAGAAUAGUCAGACUCCGUCAACACCGUCAACUUCUGUAACUCCAGUAACUCCACAACCAAAACCAACUGCAACUGGUUGGUGUGUGCCAAAGGCUGGCAUUUCUGAUGCUCAAUUGCAGUCAAGUCUAGAUUAUGCCUGUGGCCAAGGCAUUGACUGCAGUCCAAUCCAACCUGGAGGCGCCUGUUUUGAGCCUAAUACUCUAGCAUCACAUGCUGCUUAUGCCAUGAACCUUUACUACCAGAUAUCUAGCAAGAAUCCAUGGAAUUGUGAUUUCUCACAGACAGCAACACUAACAUCCCAAAAUCCUAGUUACGAUAAUUGCAUCUACCCUGGUGAGAGCACAUGAAAAGGCUGAUGAAUGUAAUUUGAAAUUGAACAGUUGAAUAAAGGGUGUGGGCCUUAUGUACCAUGUGGGUCUUGUUUAAAAGUUUUAACUGUAAAGUUCUUCUCUAACCUUUGAUCUCGAUGCAUUAGUGUAGCUUUUCUCUUUCUUCCUAUAUUAUUUAAUCUAAUAAAGUUAGGGGUGAAGAAAAUUGUGGAUAAAGUGCAAUUAAGUUGUUGAAACUUUGGUUAAAAAUGGGGUCCUCCUUGCUCCUUUCUUGUCUGUGUGCCAUGUUAUCAAGCAUCCAAUUAUACAUAGAUGUAUUAUAGUCUAUGAUUUUGGCAUUUUCUAUGCCCAAACUUUUGAUUUAUGUCAAGUUUCAGCUGAUUUUCUUUACCUGUUGUGUUCUGAAAUUACAAACACUGAAAGGAUUGCGAAGUUUUGCUUCUUAGUCAAAAAUCACUUCUGCAUUGCUCUUUCUCUGUCUGUUUUCAAUGUAAUGUAAGGUUUGGUUAUGGAGGUUUUGUUUGCCUGUGCGAAAAUUGGUUUCUAAAUCCCAAAGAUUUCAGAAAUUGAUCUGGAAUAGCACACUCUUGUCUUUCUGGUGCAAAUUGAAUUCAAGCUGUCCUGAAAAAAAUUCUCAGACUGACAUUGUGUACCUGUUGAAAACAACCAGGCUUCUGAACUUUUUAAAUGGUCCAGGACUAGGAGACUGAAAGGCAAAUGUACCUUGGGAAAGUUCCCAAAUGG